UUUAUUUAUUAUCUUUAUUUUCGUUCAUCAGUCAGUUUUUUUACUAAAAUAAUAAAAUGAUUCGAUUUAUCGCUUUUUAAAAGACCGUCGUUUUAAGAAAUAAAAAUUAUUUAUUCUAAAAAUAGAUUAAAUAAAAUUUAAAGAAAAUUUUUUAUCGGAAACAGCGGAAUUUUUAUUCAUCGCCUGAAGAUUAGAAGUUUUCUAGUGCUCGCUUGGGUGACUGCAGAAUCUAUUACAGAUCUUGUUCUUUAGUACUGAAGAUAAGUACACUUCACAUAGCACUUACUACGGAAUCUGCACUUAGUAGAAGUACUAUUUUACUUUUCAAAGUACUACGCUUUAUACUUAUCUUUAUCCUAGCACACGCGAGCGCAGAUGGCCAACAUCGCAGUUGCCAGGAUUAAAAGAGAGUUCAAAGAGGUGAUCAAGAGUGAAGAGGUAGCCAAGUGUCACAUCAAGCUAGAGCUGAAGGACGAGAGCUUUACAGAAUUGAGGGGUGAGAUCGCUGGCCCACCCGACACGCCAUACGAGGGUGCCACCUACCUACUCGACAUCAGAAUACCUGAAACAUAUCCAUUCAAUCCGCCUAAAGUCCAGUUUACUACAAAAAUCUGGCACCCAAACAUCAGUUCGGUGACAGGAGCCAUAUGCCUAGAUAUUUUGAAGGACCAAUGGGCGGCGGCUAUGACGUUGCGGACAGUCCUGCUAUCCCUACAGGCUCUCCUGUCGGCGGCCGAACCCGACGACCCGCAAGACGCUGUGGUGGCCAAACAAUUCAAAGAGUCUCCUGACAUUUUCAAAAAGACCGCUCGACAUUGGGCCAAUGUUUAUGCUGGAGGGCCCAAACGAGAAUAUGACCUUGAGCAGAAAGUGGAACAGCUCAAAACAAUGGGCUUCGAAGAACACAGGGCGAGGGCGGCACUGUCCACGCACAACUGGAUGACCGAGAGGGCAAUGGAGCAUUUGCUGAGCUGAAUUAAUUAUGAUUUAUAAUUAUUUAUUAUUAUUAAUAAUUAUUAUUUAUUAUUUUUGUUAUUACUUGUUUACCUAUUACUAUUUUUAUGUUUUCAUUAUUAUUAUUGUGGUCGUUACUAAUUUAUUAUGGAUAGUAAGUGCUCUCGUUGUGAAACAAUUAAAAUGAUAUAAAGAUAAAAAAAAAUUUAGGGUAUUAAACUUGAUGAAACAUCGUUUAUUAUUAUUAUAAUUUUUAUUAUUAUUGCUAUUAUUAAUAUUAUAAUUAUUACUGUAUUUUUAUUCAACUAAAUCAGUUUUUUUUUUUAAAUUUUGCUGCGUGUCCACAUCUUGGCCGAUGUGAUUCUUUUCCUCCUUAUAACCCUGCUAAAAGUUUCAUUAACAAUAGGUUUAUUAUUAUUUAAUUAUUACUCUUAUUAUUAUUUAUUUAUCAUUAUUUUUAUUUAUUAUUAUUAUUAUUUAAUAGUGAUAUGCUAUGGUGUAGUUUUAUCUAUAAAGAAUAAACUAAUCUUUUAUUGAAUCUUUCAAAAAAGUAUCAUCAUCAUCAAUGCCGCCAGUUUGAUCAUAAAAAUAAAAUGAGAUGAAUUAAAAUCAUUAUUAUUAUUAUUAUUAUUGUCAUUUUUAAUAUUUUUUUGCAUGCGUUUGCAGUUAAUGCAUCUUAUUUGGAAUGCACACAAAACUGACUUUUGUUUAUAACUCUAGCUCCUAUAUACAAUAUAUAACCCUACAUUGUGUGUGGUGUGUGUGUGUACCAAAUUUUUGAGAGUAUAUGUAUAUAUAUACCUGUGAUGUGUGUGUAUGAUAUAUGUGUAAACAUGUAUAUCUUGUAUAUCUAUAUGUGAUAUAUAUAUUUAUAUAUACAUGCAUUUGCAACAUAUAUACAUGUAUGUGUGUUUUUGUGUGUGUGUGGUGAGUGUGUGUAUCACAUUUCGUCGGUCAUCUUUCUGUAGUCUUUGCAAUUUUGAAGAGUUCGUUGUUUUGAUAAAUAAUGUUGUGAUGAAAAAAUUAAUUGGCUAAUUAAUUAACUAACCAUUUUAUCUCAUCAGAUAGUUAAAAUUAUUAUUGAUAUAAGGGUUUCUUUCAUUAUUUAAAUUACUUUUUAUUUAAAUUUAAUAUAAUUAACUUGAAAUUCGUAUUUUUAAUUUUACGUUUUACUGGCGUAUAAAACGAAAAGAGAAAUUAAAAAAGGCUUUGCUAUGGUUUUUGUU
Messenger RNA from Helobdella robusta, 2180 nucleotides. RefSeq lists its product as hypothetical. The record is from RefSeq and is a predicted model, not a curated record. The transcript has 8 exons. Gene Ontology annotation, biological process: protein polyubiquitination; proteasome-mediated ubiquitin-dependent protein catabolic process. Gene Ontology annotation, molecular function: ubiquitin conjugating enzyme activity; protein binding. NCBI's taxonomy places the organism in Eukaryota, Metazoa, Annelida, Clitellata, Rhynchobdellida, Glossiphoniidae. Gene Ontology annotation, cellular component: nucleus. Bases 376 to 975 code for a protein of 199 amino acids.